Prunus armeniaca (apricot) is the source of this 2190-nucleotide messenger RNA. The record is from the annotation of a GenBank genome assembly. NCBI's taxonomy places the organism in Eukaryota, Viridiplantae, Streptophyta, Magnoliopsida, Rosales, Rosaceae.
AUGGGAAGCAAAUGGAGGAAAGCCAAGCUUGCUCUUGGGUUGAAUACUUGUCUUUAUGUUCCUCAAACUAGAGAAGCCGGAGAGGAAUCGUCUCCCUCUUCAAACGACGUCGCUGCAUCUAGGUUCUCCGAUGCCGUUUCGUCCUCCUCUAUGAUUUCUCCGACUGGUCUUGGCUCUGAUUGCCGACCCACCACGCCCACCCCGUCCUCUUCGGGCCUCCGGUUGCCCAAAACUGGCACCAAGUCCUCCAAGAGAACGUGCGCAAUAUGCUUGACCACCAUGAAAACAGGACAGGGCCAUGCCAUUUUCACUGCAGAGUGCUCCCACUCUUUCCAUUUCCACUGCAUUACUUCUAAUGUAAAACAUGGAAACCAAGUUUGUCCAGUUUGCAGAGCAAAGUGGAAAGAAAUCCCCUUUCAGAGCCCUGCUUCUGAUCUUUCACGUGGUAUUUCAAGAAUUAACCCUGUUGGUUGGCCCCAAGAUGAUGCAUGGAUGACUGUUUUACGACAAAUUCCUCCCCCACGCAUAGAUGCAAAUCGGCCAAUUUCAUCACUCUUUCACACUCCUGAACCGGUUAUCUUUGAUGAUGAUGAAAGCUUAGAUCACCAACCUGAGGUUUCUAAGAAAAGUGCAUCCGUUGAGGAUUCUUGUGAUAACAAUUCCAUUGGAAUGAUAGAGGUCAAAACAUUUCCUGAAGUUCCGGCAGUUCAAAGAUCAGCCUCUCAUGAUAACUUCACUGUUCUAAUCCAUCUUAAGGCUCCUCUUACAAGUGGAAGACAUAAUAGCAGCAGAAACCAGACACUGCUGCCAGUAUUUCAAAAUUCUCGUGUUCCAGUAGAUCUUGUGACAGUGCUUGAUGUCAGUGGCAGCAUGGCAGGUACGAAGCUUGCUUUGCUGAAACGAGCCAUGGGAUUUGUGGUACAGAACCUUGGUCCCUCUGACCGGCUUUCUGUCAUUGCCUUCUCCUCUACAGCCCGUCGGCUUUUCCCCCUUCGUCGGAUGACUGAAACUGGACGGCAACAGGCAUUGCAGGCUGUAAAUUCUCUGGUUUCGAAUGGUGGGACAAACAUUGCCGAGGCUCUUAGGAAAGGUACCAAGGUGUUAGUAGACCGCAAGUGGAAGAACCCAGUUUGCAGUAUCAUACUACUAUCUGAUGGGCAGGAUACAUACACUGUCACUAGUCCUGGUGGGGUCCAUCCCCGAACAGAUUACCAAUUACUUCUCCCAGUCUCUAUUCGUCGCAAUAAUGGAGCAGGCUUGCAGAUUCCAGUUCACGCAUUUGGAUUUGGUGCAGAUCAUGAUGCUGCCUCAAUGCAUUCAAUCUCUGAGAUUUCUGGAGGAACAUUUUCUUUCAUAGAAGCUGAGGGUGUGAUUCAGGAUGCAUUUGCACAGUGUAUUGGGGGCCUUUUGAGUGUGGUAGUGCAAGAGCUGCUGGUCAGAAUCGAGUGUGUUCACCCGAGUUUGCAACUGGGUUCAAUUAAAGCAGGGAGUUACAGAACCAGCAUGAUGGCUGAUGCAAGAAUGGGUUCUAUUUCCGUUGGGGACCUGUAUGCUGAAGAAGAAAGGGAUUUUUUGGUGACAAUCAAUAUUCCAGUUGAUGCGUCCAGUUACGAGAUGUCGCUGGUAAAGGUUAGCUGUGUUUACAGAGACCCCAUUACAAAAGAAAUGGUGAAUUUGGAAGAAGCCAGUGAAGUCAUGAUCCAAAGGCCUGAAGUGGUAGGACAAUUAAUAGUGUCAAUGGAAGUAGACAGGCAGCGGAAUAGACUUCAUGCAGCAGAAGCAAUGUCUGAGGCUAGAGUUGCAGCUGAGAAUGGUGAUUUGGUUGGUGCAGUCUCUGUCCUGGAGAGCUGUCGUAGGGCAUUGUCUGAAAGUGCCUCUGCACGAGCUGGUGACCGCCUUUGUGCUUCACUUUCUGCUGAGUUAAAGGAGAUGCAAGAAAGGAUGGGAAACCGCCGUGCAUAUGAGGAAUCGGGAAGGGCUUAUGUUUUAUCAGGAUUGAGCUCACACUCAUGGCAGAGGGCAACUGCGCGAGGUGAUUCUACAGAUAGCACUAGCCUAGUUCAAUCUUACCAAACCCCGUCGAUGAUUGACAUGGUGACACGGUCUCAGACCAUGUUAUUAGGGAACCCAUCGCCUCGACGAACCCUCAGCACUACUCAGUCAUUUCCCGCCAAAUCACAGCCACGUUAA